This is a messenger RNA of Coniophora puteana RWD-64-598 SS2, 954 nucleotides long. RefSeq lists its product as uncharacterized. The annotation marks the transcript as partial. NCBI's taxonomy places the organism in Eukaryota, Fungi, Basidiomycota, Agaricomycetes, Boletales, Coniophoraceae. The record is from RefSeq and is a predicted model, not a curated record. The transcript is spliced from 3 exons.
GGUACUGUCGAGCGCGGCCACAUCUACUUCUUUUACCGCCCCAAAGUGCAGCAUGAGGAGGCACACGACAUAGACGACGUAAAAAAUUUCCACAUGCUCCUCGUCCCGCGUCCACCCGAGUUCAGCGCGCACACAGACAACGAGAAUCUCCCACACGGCGACACCGAUGAACAGGAACUGAACCUCGUCCAGGCGGGCGGCGACGCGGUGCCAGCGCCCGAACUAAAGGACCGAACAAAGAAGCGGUUCCGCUUGAUCACGGUCGGGAAAAAACGCCUCCCAGAUCCCGAAAUCGCGGGGAAAAAAGAGGUAUUUUGGGGCUCGGUGGUCACGUUUGGGGACGACCUCAAAGCGCUGGAGGAAGGCCUCGGCGAGAACACUUACGAAACCAAGACACGCGGCACGAGGCACGAGGAGCCGGCGCGCAUUGCCGGGAGAGGCGUUUAUGCGAUAGUUAACAGCGAGGGGAGCACGCCGUCCAAGAACGCGACGCAUCUGGGGUACCAUCUCUCUCACCCCGCAGAUGUGGGAGAGGUUCAAACGGCGCUUGGUAUACACAAAGCCAGCUCGUUUGUCUUGCAGGUGAAGAAUCCACUUGCACCGCCAACUGGUCCACAGCAGAUCGGCUUGUCAAAAGAAAGACGGGCGGAGUAUCCGGAGGGGAUCAUGAAUGAGGUCUUUGGGCGUGGCACGAAAGGCACCCAGUCAUACGGUCUCAGGUUUACUACAGCCCAUGUAUCGGAGCUUCUGAAUCACGAGGGUGCCGAACUGUUGCUCAUCGCGAGCCACUCCGGAGACCAGGGCAACGAUCAAGCUCUCGGAGAAGAACGAGGCGAAGCGAUGAGAGAGGCUGGUCAGAAGGAAGGCGAAGAGAGCACUACAGACAUCUUCAGAGAGCUCGCUUUUGACAAGCAAACGUUCCCGGCGGAACCGCUGGAGGGCAAGUGGAUUUGA